CAAGGGCUGCCAAGUUUGGGUCUGUCCUCUCCUCCUCUCCUUAUUUGGUGCUGCAGGUGAUAAGGCUGCGACAUAAGGGAGACUGCAGGCCCCUCGGCCACCAGGCUGCCACUGAGAGAGGAUGGCCAGCAGGAAGGCGGGGACCCGGGGCAAGGCCGCGGCCACCAAGCAGGCCCAACGAGGCUCUUCCAACGUCUUUUCUAUGUUCGAGCAGGCCCAGAUCCAGGAGUUCAAGGAGGCCUUCAGCUGCAUUGACCAGAACCGUGACGGCAUCAUCUGCAAGUCGGACCUUCGGGAGACCUAUUCCCAGCUGGGGAAGGUGAGUGUCCCGGACGAGGAGCUGGAUGCCAUGCUGCAGGAGGGGAAGGGCCCCAUCAACUUCACCGUCUUCCUCACGCUCUUCGGAGAGAAGCUCAAUGGAACAGACCCCGAGGAAGCCAUCCUGAGCGCCUUCCGAAUGUUCGACCCCAGUGGCAAGGGCGUGGUGAGCAAGGACGAGUUCAAGCAGCUGCUCCUGACCCAGGCAGACAAGUUCUCUCAGGCCGAGGUGGAGCAGAUGUUCGCCCUGACGCCCGUGGACCUGGCUGGGGACAUCGACUACAAGUCCCUGUGCUACAUCAUCACCCACGGGGACGAGAAAGAGGAGUGACGGAGGCUGCGGCAAGACUCAGGGCCAUGCUCUGGCACCUCAAUAAACGCCAUUUCCCAGGA
Messenger RNA from Myotis myotis, 711 nucleotides. RefSeq names its product myosin light chain 7 (gene MYL7). Gene Ontology annotation, biological process: cardiac muscle tissue development; heart contraction. Gene Ontology annotation, molecular function: calcium ion binding. The record is from RefSeq and is a predicted model, not a curated record. Gene Ontology annotation, cellular component: myofibril; cytoplasm. Bases 122 to 649 code for a protein of 175 amino acids. The transcript is spliced from 7 exons. NCBI's taxonomy places the organism in Eukaryota, Metazoa, Chordata, Mammalia, Chiroptera, Vespertilionidae.